Messenger RNA from Mangifera indica (mango), 2425 nucleotides. RefSeq names its product serine/threonine protein phosphatase 2A 55 kDa regulatory subunit B beta isoform-like. The transcript is spliced from 15 exons. The record is from RefSeq and is a predicted model, not a curated record. Gene Ontology annotation, molecular function: protein binding; protein phosphatase regulator activity. Gene Ontology annotation, biological process: peptidyl-serine dephosphorylation. The coding region runs from base 717 to 2048 and encodes 443 amino acids. NCBI's taxonomy places the organism in Eukaryota, Viridiplantae, Streptophyta, Magnoliopsida, Sapindales, Anacardiaceae. Gene Ontology annotation, cellular component: protein phosphatase type 2A complex; cytosol.
UCAGCCCAAAAGUUACGUAGCAUUACACUAUAAAGGAAAAAGAAAUUAUUAGCAGAGAGAGAAAGAAAGUGUGUGAGAAAAUCUCAAUCGACGUUUAAUCCUUGUCUGCUCUCUCUACCCACCGAAGCGUAUCUGUGUACAAUCUCGUCGGUUCUUGGAGGAGAAAUUGAAAUCUCAUUAUCUAGAGAGAGAAACUGGAGAGAGUGUGUGUGAAAUCUUGCUUAUCUUCGCUUGGAUAUUGUUAUGGUUGAUUAAUCGAUAGCUGGCUUUCUUCAAUGGAGAUUGAUUCAAAUCGCUGAUGAGAUUUUCCUAGUCUCAGAUCGAUUCUGUGGAUGUUUUGAAUUGUGUUUUGUAAUUUUGUUUUUGUCAAUUUGGUAAAAAAAAAAAAAAUGAACAACGGUGGCGUUUCGCAAGGCCUGGCUCAGCCGCUUGAGUGGAGAUUUUCGCAGGUGUUUGGGGAACGGACUGCAGGAGAGGAAGUACAGGAAGAUAUGUAUCGAGAGAUCUAUUUAUGAGGAUUGGAUUUGAUAGAUACUUUGGGUUUUAAAGUGAUGGUAAAUAUGAGUCUACAUUCUUAAAUAUUGUUUGAUAUCAUAUCCGCUAUUGAGUUUGAUGGAACUGGUGACCAUCUUGCUACUGGAGAUCGUGGGGGCAGAGUGGUUUUAUUUGAAAGAACUGACACACGGGAUCAUGGUGGGAACCGGAAGGAUCUAGAGAUGAUGGAUUAUUCAAUCAGCAGACAUCCUGAGUUUCGGUAUAAAACAGAGUUCCAAAGCCAUGAACCCGAGUUUGACUAUUUAAAGAGCUUGGAAAUUGAGGAGAAAAUCAACAAAAUUAGAUGGUGCCAGUCAGCCAAUAGUGCCUUGUAUCUUCUGUCCACUAAUGACAAAACCAUUAAAUUGUGGAAGGUCCAAGAAAAGAAAGUCAAGAAAGUAUGUGAUUUUAAUGUAUACCCUGACAAAGCUGUGGCAAAUGGUCCAGUAGUAGGUUCAAGUAUGUCAACAGUCCCCAAACCUUGUAUUGCUAAUGGGGUAUAUAGAGACAGACCCUUUGGUUCUUCAGGCAAUGACUUUUCAUUUCCGCCUGCGGGUGUUUCAUUUCCGCCUGCGGGUGUUUCAUCUCUACACUUGCCUGUGGUAGUUACCAGUCAGGAAACAAGCCUUGUGGCUGGAUGUCGAAGAAUAUACACCCAUGCCCAUGAUUAUCAUAUUAACUCUAUUUCAAAUAACAGUGAUUGUGAAACUUUUAUAUCAGCCGAUGACCUGCGAAUAAAUCUCUGGAACUUGGAGAUUAGUAACCAAAGUUUUAAUAUUGUAGAUGUGAAACCUGCGAACAUGGAGGAUCUUACAGAGGUGAUAACUUCUGCGGAAUUUCAUCCCACUCAUUGUAAUAUGUUAGCAUAUAGUAGUUCAAAAGGAUCAAUUCGUCUUAUUGAUAUGCGCCAGUCAGCUUUAUGUGAUACUCAUAGCAAAUUGUUUGAGGAGCAGGAAGCUCCUGGUUCAAGAUCUUUUUUCACAGAGAUAAUAGCCUCAAUCUCAGAUAUUAAGUUUGCUAAGGAUGGAAAACAUAUACUAAGUCGUGACUACAUGACUCUUAAGUUGUGGGACAUAACUAUGGAUUCGGGUCCUGUUGCUACUUUCCCAGUUCAUGAAUAUCUUAGACCUAAGCUCUGUGAUUUAUAUGAAAAUGAUUCUAUCUUCGACAAAUUUGAGUGUUGUAUUAGUGGAGAUGGACUUCGAGUGGCUACUGGUUCCUACAGCAAUCUGUUUCGUAUGUUUGGUUGUUCUGAAGGCAGCACAGAAGCAACAACUUUGGAAGCCAGCAAAAAUCCCAUGAGGAGACAAAUUCAAACUCCAUCAAGGCCAACUAGACCUCUGGGUUCUCUUUCUGGUGUUGUCAGGAGGGUAAAAGGUGCAGAUAACUCUGGAGUAGAUGCAAACGGAAACGCUUAUGAUUUCAGCAUGAAGUUGUUACACUUAGCCUGGCAUCCAUCUGAAAACUCAAUUGCCUGUGCUGCUUCAAACAGCCUUUACAUGUAUUAUGCGUAAGGUUGGUCCGGGAGGAGAUGAUGAUGGCAAAGACUUUUGCGGUUGCUUUCGGUGAAACUGUUUGAUUUUCUUCCUGGACUGGUGGUGUAAGUUGCCCACAACAUCAAACUUCUGGUUUCUGGCAAUAUAUUAUAAUUUAAAUCAUAUCAUUCAACACCAGAGAUGAAUUAGAGAGAAAAGUUUAAAACUUCUACUUGCAGGAAGGCUAUACCCACUGAUUUAUAUUCUUUUUGUAAGGAAAAAUAGAAGAAUUGUCCUUGGGGAAGGAGUUGUUAUUGUGCAUCAAUUCUCAUUGGUAUCAUGGGCGUCAAUCUUGUAUCAUUUCUAUUUUAUAGCCAUUAUUGUUAUUUAAAUUCUAACCAUUUUUUUUCCUCUUA